CAAUGGCCGAAGAUCAAGUACCUGUAUACUACGAGGACCUCGCUCUGCUCGAGACUCAAUUCGACGAGGUCGACCGCGAAAUCUUGGCCAAGCAAUAUAUUAGCACCGCUCCCCUCUACGCUAAGCGUCAAGAGGUCAUCUCCAAGAUCGAGAACUUCUGGCCUCUCGUCUUCGAGCAGUCUCCCCCCGAUGUUGAUCGCUACAUCACUCCCAACGAUGCAAACAUCUUCGCCAAGCUGAAGAGCCUCGAUGUCAAGCGCUUCGAGAUCCCCAUGGGCCCCGAGAAGAUUGAUGCCGAGGCUGGUGACCCCCGCAGCAUUGUCAUCCGCUUCGAAUUCGAUGACAAUGACUACUUCACCAACUCCGUCCUCGAGAAGAAGUUCUGGUACAGAAGAUCCAACGAUGGCUGGUCUGGUCUCGUCUCUGAGCCCGUCAAGAUUGAUUGGAAGGACGCCAAGGAUCCCACCGAGGGUCUUACCGACGCCGCCUAUGCCGUCUUCGAGGCUCGCAAGAAGGCUGGAAACAUGAAGAAGAAGGAUUUCCCCGCUCACAACAAGCUCGUUGACAUGAUCGAGAACUGGAAUGCUGACAACACUUCUUUCUUCACCUGGUUUGGUUUCGUCUCUGCCACCCGCUACAUUUCUGCCGACGAGUCAGCACAGGCCAACAAGGAGUACAAGCAGCGCCAGGACAGAAGAUCAAAGGGCGAGAGAGUCGAGAGCCCCGAACCCGAAGAGGAGGACAUGGCCGACAUGUCGGGAGACGAUGAAGUCCACCCAGAGGGCGAUGAGCUCGCCCAGCUUAUCGCCGAGGACGUGUGGCCUAACGCCAUCAAGUACUUCACCCAAGCCCAAGAGAUGGAAGACAUGUCUGAGAUGGAUUUCGAAGACAUGUCCGACGAAGACGAUGACGACGAGCCUAUCGAUCUGAGAGCACUGGUCGGUAAGGGUAAGCCCAAGAGCAAGCCUUCCAACGAUGAGCCACCCAAGAAGAAGCAGAAGAAAUAGAUGACUCUGUCAACAACCUGUAUGUUUAUGACGAAUUUGGUGAUGUACUGAGAGGAAGCCAAUAAUAUACCCUGGGUAUUGGCCCCGGCAAAAGGUUAUGCUGUAAGAAUUAAAGUCUUUUAUUUCGAUUCUCGUUUUUUUGGCUGCUGUUUCCCUUUCAACAAUCAGGCUAAACUCACGACCAUUCCUUGUUGCCAAGAAUGCCGCAUCGACCACCACUCCCAAUCUGGCCCGAAGAUCUCGUGACAGAGCAUCGGCCAAAAACCAAAGAGAUAUCCUUGACCAUGUUGCGAGUGUGAUCUG
This is a messenger RNA of Aureobasidium pullulans EXF-150, 1310 nucleotides long. Its product is annotated as nucleosome assembly protein family. Gene Ontology annotation, molecular function: chromatin binding; histone binding. Gene Ontology annotation, biological process: nucleosome assembly. Gene Ontology annotation, cellular component: nucleus; chromatin. The record is from RefSeq and is a predicted model, not a curated record. NCBI's taxonomy places the organism in Eukaryota, Fungi, Ascomycota, Dothideomycetes, Dothideales, Saccotheciaceae. The annotation marks the transcript as partial. The transcript is spliced from 3 exons.